AUGGCCACAAACGGCGUUAACGGCAACCAUGCCAACGGCACCAACGGUGUCAAGAACAACAACAGCAAAUUCGACCCCAACUUCACACAACAUGUCAUCGACCUCAUGAGCCCCGAGACCAAGCCCCGCCACAGAGAGAUUCUCAGCUCCCUCAUCAAGCAUCUCCACGACUUCUGCAGAGACGUCGAGCUGAAGCAGGACGAGUGGGUCCUCGGUGUUAACUACAUCAACUCCAUCGGCCAGGCCUACCAGAAGAACCGUAACGAGGCAUGGAGAGUGUGCGACAUCCUCGGAAUCGAAUCUCUCGUUGAUGAGAUUAACCACAAGAUUGUCACCGACUCGGGCGCCUCUCCCACCUCCUCCACCAUCCUCGGCCCCUUCUGGUCCCCCGAAACCCCCUUCCGCGACCUCGGCGCCAGCGUCGUCCAGAACAUGCCCAAGGACGGCCAGCUCACAAAGUUCCACGGCACCAUCUUCGACGUCGAUACCGGCAAGGGAAUCCCCAACGCCGUCUUCGACAUGUGGCAGGCCAGCACCAACGGCAAGUACGACGUCUUCGACCUCGAGAACCAGACGCGCCACAACCUGCGCGGCAAGUUCCGCACCGACGAGAACGGCGACUUCUGGUUCUACUGCCUCAAGCCCACCGAGUACGCCAUCGACACAUCCGGCCCCUCUGCCGACCUCCUCAAGAUUAUGGGCCGCCACCCCUACCGCCCCGCCCAUAUCCACAUGAUGGUCACCCACGACGACUACGUCGGUGUCACCGCCCAGCUCUACCCCCGCGACGACCCCUACCUCGAGACCGACACCGCCUGCGCCGUCAAGCCCGAUCUCCUCCUGGACUUUGUCCCCGUCGAGAACGAGCCCAACGGCGCCGUGCUGGACGUCAAGUACGACGUCCGCCUGGUGUCCAAGAAGUACAAGCCCGACGCCCAGAUGUUCAAGCAGAACGCGAACCAGAACAAGUUUGAUUAA
Molecule: messenger RNA, 978 nt
Organism: Colletotrichum truncatum
Lineage: Eukaryota; Fungi; Ascomycota; Sordariomycetes; Glomerellales; Glomerellaceae
Product: catechol dioxygenase
Biological process (GO): catechol-containing compound metabolic process
Molecular function (GO): ferric iron binding; catechol 1,2-dioxygenase activity
Source: RefSeq, a predicted model, not a curated record